Funneliformis geosporum is the source of this 1066-nucleotide messenger RNA. The record is from the annotation of a GenBank genome assembly. NCBI's taxonomy places the organism in Eukaryota, Fungi, Glomeromycota, Glomeromycetes, Glomerales, Glomeraceae.
AUGUUAGGAUCGAGGUAUCCGGAUCCAUCUGACAUCGUUGCUUACGAUGAAUUGGAAAAAAUAUUUGCAAAUGUUAAUAUUGCAAAAGAAUGGUAUAAAAACCCAUUCCCGGCGAGUAAGAUUUUUAAAUUGUUCAAACGAGGAGAACUCGAACCUUUUUACGAUGGCAUACAAUGUCGUAAAAGAUACGCAAAAUUUUGGAAAGGAGUUGAAUAUGAUCCCGAUGUUAUAAAAUUUCAAAGUUCUGCCACUUCAAGGACCGGUGCAUCAGCAAUGGCAUUUGCUGAAGGUUUAUUCAAUGGUAAGGGACCUUUGGACACUUGUAAAAGUCAACCUGUGUACAUUUCGUCUCUUCCGGCCUAUCUAGAUUAUGUGUUACAGCCUCAACUUACCUGUCCACGUUGGACCCAAAUCGUUUUCAAUAGUCCAGAUUACUUUGAACAAAUUUAUUCCUAUGGCAACAAGACUCUAGCACCCAUUGCCGAACGUAUUUCCAAAGAAUACAACAUCAGUCCAUCACUUGACCCACAUUUAUUGCCACAUGUUUUUACUUAUUGUGAAUUUUGGAUUAUUGAAUUUAAUCGAACUGACACGUGGUGUUCAUUACUCAGUCCUAAAGAUCUUUUAUUGUUACGAUAUUUUUGGGAUAUUCAUUACUAUUAUACUCUUCAAUAUGGUCAUCCUUUUAACAAGCGAAUGGGUUGUGCCUAUCUUACUCAACUCGUAGCAGGAGUUGAUGAUUUUUUAAAUGGGAAAUCUUAUAUGAUAGCUGAUAUAAAGAAUUCUCAUAGCUAUACAAUACUUUCGCUGUUCACUUCAUUGGGAGUAUGGAAAGAGAAAUACCCUCUCACGGCAGAUUUACCAUAUGAAAAAAUUAAAGAAGUCAAAUUGACGGAGUACGCAUCUUUACCCUGGUCUUCCACGGUUUAUUUCGAAAUUUAUACUUGUCAAAAGAAGGAGGUUCUGAUACGAAUGGUUUUAAACUUUAAACCCAUGUUGAUCCCGGGUUGUGGAGGCGAGUAUUGCAAGUGGGAGAAGUUUAAAGAGAUUAUUGGUGAUCAAAUUG